Molecule: messenger RNA, 2840 nt
Organism: Oryza brachyantha (malo sina)
Lineage: Eukaryota; Viridiplantae; Streptophyta; Magnoliopsida; Poales; Poaceae
Product: transcription factor MYBC1-like
Exons: 1
Coding region: 795-1793 (332 amino acids)
Biological process (GO): regulation of DNA-templated transcription
Cellular component (GO): nucleus
Molecular function (GO): DNA-binding transcription factor activity; DNA binding
Source: RefSeq, a predicted model, not a curated record
CCAGCCAGCCAAGCCAGCAACGUGACGAUAUCCACCUCGAAGAUAUAUGCACGAGCCAAGGUCACAGGCAGGCACGAGAUCAUCAGUUCGAGAGAGAGAGAGCGAGCCGAGAUCGAUCGAUGUGAUCCGGGGCGACAUGCCCACAUGAGGACAAACCAAACUCCAGCUAAGAUACCACCACCACCUCCUCCUCCUCACAUCUCAUCUCACCGCAUCCAUCCAUUCCGCGCGCGCGCACACGCAUCCCCCCACCACCGCGGCUGCCUCGUUCUUCCUCCCCUUGCUCGCAACACCGCGAUCGAUCGCUGUUCGUCUUCCUCUCGAUCUCUGUUCGUUUUCGCAAGGGAACAAGCGAGGAAACAAACAAAGCAACCGAGGAUGGCACAAAAAUAGCUUUAAGGAAGAGAGGUGUGAGGGGCAAAGGAGGCAUCAGGGGGGCAGCAGGCAGAGGGAGGCAGCGCAGGCGCCACUAGUUAAACUACACGGCCGCACCACUCCCGAACCCCAUCUGAUACUCUCAUCAGCCUAGAGAGUAUCAGACUAGAGAGAGAGAGAGUGUGCAGGGUAGUAGUAGUAUCAUCAUCACGGCAGCAGCAGCGGCAGAAAGAGAGAAAGGCCCAGCCAAACCAGAGAGAGAGAGAGGGGAGAAAAAAAAGGGCUUUGAAGAGGAGAGAUCCACCUCGAACUAGUAGCCUUCCCUCUCCUCAGUUACUUCUCGUCCUCCUCCUCGUCGUUGCGGUGCGGGGUGCGGUGACGAGGGAGGGAGGGAGAAUUGGUGGGGUGGGGGAGCGAGGAUGAGGGAGGAGGAGGAGCCCAACUGGUUCGCGCGGUGGGAGGAGCAGCUGCCGGCGCCGGACGAGCUGAUGCCGCUGUCGCAGUCGCUCAUCACGCCCGAUCUUGCGGUGGCGUUUGAUAUCCCGACGCAUGGGGGUGGAGGUGGGGGAGGGGGAGGUGGGAUGGCGGGGGGUGUUGUGGGGGGUGAUGGGGCGGGGGGAGUGGGGGGAGGAGGGGGAGGUGGCGUGGGGGGCGGGGAGAUGAACGGCGGGGCGUCGUCGGCGGCGGGGUCGAGCGGAGGCGGCGGCGGCGGGGGAGGGGACGAGCCGGCCCGGACGCUGAAGAGGCCCCGGCUCGUGUGGACGCCGCAGCUGCACAAGCGGUUCGUCGACGCGGUGGCGCACCUCGGCAUCAAGAACGCCGUCCCCAAGACGAUAAUGCAGCUGAUGAGCGUCGACGGCCUCACGCGCGAGAACGUCGCCUCCCACCUCCAGAAGUACCGCCUCUACCUCAAGCGCAUGCAGGGGGUCGGCAACGGCGGCGGUGGCGGAGGAGGAGGCGCCGGCGGCAGCCACUCCUCUGGCUCCGGCACCGACGCCGCCACGGAGCAUCUGUUCGCCACCGGGCCGGUCCCCUUCCUCCCGCCCGGCCGUGGCCCCGCCGGCGGAGACCCGUACCCGCCCUUCGCCCCCAUGCCGGCCACCCACCCCGCCGCGCACCACCACCACCACCACCCGUCGCAGAUCGGCCACUUCCACCACCCCGCCGCGCGCCCGCUCGGCCACUUCGGCUCCGGUCCGGCCGCCGGCUUCGACCACGGCUUCCUCAGCCGCGCCGUCGGCGGAGGCGGGCCGCCGGUCGGGCCGCCAGGGAUGCACCACCGCAUGGUUGGCGCCGGCGCCGGCAUGGCCAUGAUGGCACCAUCCCCUUUCGCCGAAGAGCUGGAGCUCGGGUCCCGAGGAGGCGGCGGCGGCGGCCGGCGCGAGCUUACUCUGUUCCCGACGUCCGGCGACCACUGAGGCAACAUACCGACGGCGGCGAGCCGGCGACGGACACCGGGCGGCCUCCUCCUCCGUCCUCGGGUACAUACAAUUCGUUCGCUUCCUCUCCUCUGCUAGUUCCCCACCAGAUCGGCAUAGGAAUCGAGCAAGUCCCAUCGCAUCAUCGAGUCGCAAGAAUUCUUGGGAAUUAGCACUCCACCCCCCAUGUCUCAAUCCAAUCCGUAUUGCUCCAAACCUCUUCCCCCCCUCAUUUGUUGCUGCUGCCUCGUGUGUUGCUGCUAUUUGUCAUUGCUCUUCCAAUUCCUCCUCCCCUUCUCCUGUUCUUUUCUUUGAUGACAUAAUUAAACUUAGUCUUAGAGAGGAUUAUUUAGAGGGUAAAAAAAGGAAUUGUGACAGUUUGGUACUUUCAUCUUAGUCGUCCAAGAACUCCUCGUCGGAAAAAAAGAAAGAAAAUCUGAAUAUCUGUGAUUGUGCCAAGGAGGAUCCAGGGGUCAAAUUGCUCUGCUCAUCCUGGUGUCUGUCACACACUUUGGUUCUUGAGUAGUACAACUCCAACCAAACAAGUGAUGCAAUCAACUGCCACCGGAGAGAUUGCGUGGGUGUAAGUGGCAAGUGUGAUAUAGGCAGAGGGUUGAAUAAUUGCAAGGACCCACCCAGGAGAUGAAUAAUUCUGAGGAUUGAGCUCCUAUUUGCUGUGGUGGAUGAUGAUAAUCAGGCCUCUCUUAGUGAGCUCAAAUCAUCUAAGAGGCCAGAGAGAUUAUCCAUAGCUUAAUUUCUUCUUCGGUGUUACUGUCCUGCUCCUCCAUGUGAUGAAGAGCUAAAGAGGAGUAUGUGUAGGAAGGGUUUCAGAGCCCCCCCUGGGCAGAGCAACUCGAAUUGGAGUUCGUUGUAGUAGCAAUCACUUGUAAAUCAGCGGUAAAUUGCCUUUCGUUUUCCUCGUAGCCGUGAGAUGAAAGAAAGAAGAGAAGAAGACCUUCUUGAGUUGUGUGCUAGUACAGUGAUGCUUUGUGUUCUUGUACAUUGAACGCUGUUCAGUUCAAGUCAAAAUUUUCACAUUAUCUGCAA